AUGUCACGAGCGCGAAAUCGAUUUGGAAGCGACAUCGAGUCGUUUCUUAGCCGCAUUGCACGUGUUGUUGCUGACGUGCAACGUCUUCUGGGCUCUGGAGAAGUGUCGCAAAGAGAUGUCGACAGUUGUGUCGUUCGAGUUGAGUAUCUAAUUGGAAACGUGGAAAGAGUCGGUGACGUGCUGCAGGCACACCAGUGUCAAAGCCUGGUGUGUGGACUACGCAAUUUACUGUUGUCUAUUGAGGCUUGCCGGAUAGAGUCGCCCUCACCUCGUCAAUCAUUGUCCAUUCGCCGAACGUCGGGGUCUCGUGGUCCACCGUUAUUUGACAUUCCCCAGCAACAACUUCAAUUUCUUAUACACUACGGCUUUACAGGUACCGAUAUCAGUUCUCUACUUGGUGUUUCAUAUAGAACAUUACAACGUCGGUUGAGAGACUUCGGUUUGAGUUUGAGAGGACAAUAUUCCACACUUUCAGACCAAGAAUUAGACGCAUCUGUUGCAAGGAUUGGUCGUGACUAUCCUCGAGCCGGAGGCAGAACUAUGAAUAGCCUUUUAGAAUCGGAAGGAGUGCGUGUCCAAAGAAGCAGGGUUCGCGCAUCUCAACUGAGGGUUGAUCCAGCAGGUGUUGCACUCCGUUGGAGCGAUUCUACGCAAAGACGUGUGUACCGAGUUCACGGACCCAAUUCUCUCUGGCACAUUGACGGAAACCAUUCCUUGAUUAGGUGGAGGUUGGUGGUCCACGGAGGAAUUGACGGUCACUCACGUCUAGUUGUUUAUCUGCGAUGUUCAAAUAACAACAGGUCACAAACAGUAUUAGCAUUAUUUCUAGAAGCGAUCACAAAUUAUGGAACUCCAUCUCGAGUUCGCUCUGACCAGGGCGGUGAAAAUGUGCGGGUAGCAGAGCUAAUGCUUUUGUUGAGAGGACCUGGUCGCGGGAGUCAUAUUACUGGUCGUUCAGUGCACAAUCAACGAAUUGAGAGAUUGUGGGUAGAUGUAUAUAGAGGCGUUCUUAGCCUUUACUACUCACUGUUUUACUUCUUGGAAGAUCACGAACUUUUGAAUGUCAACAAUGAGCUUCAUUUGUAUUGCUUGCAAUACGUGUUUAUUCCUCGAAUCAACCAAUCUCUUGACAAUUUUGUUAGUGCUUGGAAUAGACACCACUUGUCGACUGAGCAUGGGCGAAGUCCAGUGCAAAUAUGGAUAUCGGGAAUGAUCGAACAGUGCGGUAGUGGAAGAACAGCAGAAGACGCGAUACUAACAGCGGAAGAAAUAGUCCAGUAUGGGAUCGACUUGGAAAGAUCCACUCGGGUUGAAGAUCCAGAAAGCAGCUCAGUCAUAGUUCCGCCAAGUUCAAUACAAUUGACAGACGAGACGGUAGAAGAACUUCAAAGUCGCGUAAAUCCACUCCAUGAUAGUGAUUGCUGGGGGGUUGAUCUUUAUCUUGAUGCACUUGCAACUCUUCAGUGA
Molecule: messenger RNA, 1467 nt
Organism: Corticium candelabrum
Lineage: Eukaryota; Metazoa; Porifera; Homoscleromorpha; Homosclerophorida; Plakinidae
Exons: 3
Coding region: 1-1467 (488 amino acids)
Biological process (GO): DNA integration
Molecular function (GO): nucleic acid binding
Source: RefSeq, a predicted model, not a curated record